Ceratina calcarata is the source of this 4002-nucleotide messenger RNA. Its product is annotated as DDB1- and CUL4-associated factor 10. The coding region runs from base 387 to 2231 and encodes 614 amino acids. Lineage: Eukaryota; Metazoa; Arthropoda; Insecta; Hymenoptera; Apidae. Gene Ontology annotation, cellular component: Cul4-RING E3 ubiquitin ligase complex. Gene Ontology annotation, molecular function: protein binding. The record is from RefSeq and is a predicted model, not a curated record. The transcript has 5 exons.
AAGGUUCCACGUUCGAUUCCGACGAUUGAAAAGAACGCGUAGGCGGCCAGCCUGUCAAGAGUCACGUGUGAUCGUUGCCCGUUGCAGUGGCAUUCCGCACUUAACCUGUCUCGGUACGGAACGAAUAGGCUACGAGUCUUACGAAUACUAGAGAAAAAUCGUCGAUGCUGUUUCUUCCGUCGAGAAAACGAUCGAAAGCGUUUGAGUCGAUCGAUACGGAAACGGUAUCAAAGUCGAUCGAUCGCGUCGUACAGUAAGGAAGAAGCUCGAAGCCUCCCGUGAUUCAGUUUGAGUUACAGGCGUUUCAGUUUCGUUUUCGGGGCAGUGAAUUUCUUAAUCGUCAAAUAGAUUUAAUUGAAUGCUGGUGAAAUCCACGCUCGGCUGAAAUGCCUAAAGUAAGAACCAGGCAGGCGAAUAGCCUCUGGUUAAGACAACGCGAGUUGGGUAUCAAGUUCCCCCUGGGACAUUCUGAUCGUUUUCAUAAAACUCUUUAUUCUUCUAUCCAACCGGUAACUUCUUGGGAUCAUGCGUUAUCUUCGACCGCUGCCCAUGGCGGAGUCUUUAACCUCGAGUACUCUCCAGAUGGCUCGCUGCUAUUGGCCGCAUGCGAGAAGAAAAGUAUUUUAAUGUUCGAUCCAUUGAGAAGAAGAUUGAUCCAUUCGAUUGACAAUGCUCACAACGAUUGCGUGAACUGUGUCAGGUUUUUAGACCAACGCAUGUUCGCAACUUGUUCAGAUGACAGUACAGUAGCUCUCUGGGAUGCUCGAAACUUAAAGCAAAGAAUAAGAACUCUUCAAGGACACUCGAAUUGGGUGAAGAAUAUAGAAUACAGUCCCAAAGAUAGUUUACUAUUAACCAGCGGCUUCGAUGGCAGCAUAUACACAUGGGAUAUAAACAGUUUCACAGAGAACAGUAUUCUGUAUAGGCGAGUGUUUCACACGAAUGGUCUGAUGCGCACCAGGCUCAGUCCAGAUGCCAGUAAAAUGUUAAUAAGCACCACCUCUGGAUAUCUUAUUAUUAUACACAACCUUAAGUUAAGCACGCUGACCCAGGAUCUGGCAGGAUUUCGGCCGAACAUGUACCGGUUGAUGCAAUCGUCGCAAACCACGAUACCAUAUGCGAUGAGUUUCACGCACCUUUUCUCUCAAUCUCGUACGCAUAACAGAGUAGAAUUCUUAACCGAUUUUCCUAUCGGCGACGAUGCCGAGAUCAUAUCGAGCUUACAAGUACAUCCGCAAGGAUGGUGUGCUCUAUCCAGGAACGUCAGCAACGGAGAGAAAUCAGAGUGGACCUGCAUUCACGACAUACAAGAGCGCGAUGCAUCCGAGACGGUAGACCAGACGAAAGAAGAAGAGGCGCCGCCGCCCCGAUUCGACUCGGUGCCAGUGAGAGAGGUCGAAGACUUCCAGCAGGAAUCCCUACCUUCUGCUUCCGGUAUAAUAUCUCCCUUUAGAAUAUCUCCCGUUGUAAUUGAACAUUUUAACGAGCGCUAUAGAGAGAGACCCGUUACGUACAAUGACGCUAAUAGAAUCGCGACCGCUAUAGUUAAUUAUGUGCGCGGCCGUCUGGGCGAACAAGAACGGGAAUCGGACGAAGAGUACAGGACACCGAGGAUCAUCGGUGACCUGAGACCACUCAAUAUAAUCGAUUAUUCCACUGGGAACGUAGAGUUGAACGUGAGUACGACCGAUGUGUGGGAAGCGCAUGUGGCAAUCCGGGAAGCCAGGCUCCGAAGGGAAAGAGACUGGCUCUCCAGAUCGACCAACAAUACCGUUGUCAUUAUGGGAGACAGAAUCAGAGUUGAGAAUCGCAAUAGGCGGAAUAGGAUGCAUCAGCUGCAUCAGAGGAUGCACCAGAGGCAUCAGAUCCAUCAGACGAUGUACGCUAUUCCGAGAAAUCGUAUGAUUCACAAAAAUACGCCUAGGUUAACGCAUUAUAUAGAGGAGCCCAACGUGGGCUCCGGGUAUAUAAAGGAAUUGUGUUUCUCAGCCGACGGCCGGCUGAUAUGCUCGCCGUUCGGCUACGGUGUACGAUUGUUGGCAUUUUCUAGCGAUUGCUCGGAAUUGUCCAACUGUGUUCCACCUUAUAACGAGUCGAUGCAGCUUCACGAGUUAGCGGCGAACGUCAGCCAUUCCGGCAUCGUGGUUAGUACAAAAUUCUCUCCGAGGCAUUGUUUGCUGGUAUCGGGUUGUCUCAACGGAAAGAUCGUUUGGCAUCAGCCCGUAGUUUAGUCAGGUCGACUUGUUUUCUGAUCGCAGAGGUCUGCAUUCGGAGAGACUUCUCGGCGAGAUAUAGAUUAUUUGCUGAUUUCUUUCGUUUUCUCCUUUUGUUUUCCUCUUUACAAAGUCGGUAGCAUGGAGAUUUACUGUUUUCCUAAUGUACACUUUUUGAUACAUCUUAUUUUCUAGUAUGUCGUCUCCCGUUUAAAUCGAGAACCGAUCCUUUUUUUUUAUAAAGGAUCUGACGUCUUUUGGUGGGAAUAUUGUGCCGUUCUUUUUACUUAGAGCUCAAGACGCGAGAUAUUUAAUACGCGAUUAUCUCUCAGUAGCGAUUUAACGGAAAUGAAAGGGAAAUAAACGUGACGCUAUUUUAAUAGAUUGUGCAAUUUCGCGCGUACGACUGCGAGGGUAUAAUUUUUCUUCUAACGACUGAAGUAUUUUUCUUUCAAUACAAAACGAUUUCAAUGAGUUCACGGCAGAGUACUUUUUUUUUUCUUUUCCUUUUACAUCCUUCUGAAACACGUUGAAUCGCAUCUUAGAAAACAUUCCGCGAACAGAAUUGUACAUAAUCUCGUAGAACGAUAACAAUCGCGUGUCGCCAAAUUGGAAUCGCAACGUCCUUCACUUCUCUUUCCACUGCACAACGACGAAGUGUAUACUUUUACUUUACGUUUUUCGUUGGACUGUUCGCCUAUCAAAGAUUAAAUCUCUAUCAACGGAAAAGGAGAGAUGAGAGGCGGAACGAAAUUGUGCAAGAGGUAUCAUCCUCGCCGACGAACGUAUCCUUGGUUAUCAUUAGUAUUAAAUUUCUUAGCCACGUAUCGCGUGACUAAUGCAUGAAAAUUACAAGUAAUCACGGGAUAAUCAUCCUAUCUGGCUCGCCCAGAAACGAGGUUUCCUCUUAUUACGAAAGCGACUAAGAAGCUUCGACUUUAAUUAGAUCUCGAUCGAUCAAUUUAUGAACGAUGUUGCUCAUACUUAAUCAUCAACGCAAAGUAGCAAAGAAAUCGUGUAACAUAUGUAAAUUCAGUGUCAUCUUAGAGACGCAAUGACAACAGGAAAAAGUAAUAACGAGUACGACGUUCACGCCCGUGUGCGAGUCGAUUAUACUGAUCAAGUAAGAGUGAAUCAAAUGAUUGUUAGACGAGUCAGUAUGUGCACAUUGGGAUCUGGUUUUUACGAAAGAUCGCUGUGAGAAAUUGGUAUAACGUAGUAUUACAAUGAUCUGUAAUAUUUUUUAUGGCGAUCUUCCAUCACCAGGAUUUUAUAUAUAAAGCUCGUCAAUUUUGGGAACCGCACGUUUCCCCAUAUUAAUCGAUAUUGGCAUUAUUACGAUGAAAUAGUUUGAGAGGGAGAGAGAGAAAGAGACAGAGAGAAUGAGAAAUAGUGCAUUUGCAAUGAAAUCGGGCUCAGAGAGCUCGAGAUUAGAAUAUAUUAAACGCACGCCUGAAUCGUGGACGAGUGAUUACCCGCAAACCUUUAAUGGUAGAUGAAUUUUUAUGUCGCGUGCCAUCGAUGGUUACUUAAAAAAAAAUUUUUUUAACGGUACGCUGACCGUGAAAGCGGGCGUGAAGUCAAGGUGUGAGUGUACACGCGGAGUCAAGGAUGUGCUCUUGCUUAACCGCGUUUCGGUCGACGAUCGUCUUCGAGGUGAUCAGCGAAGACGUCGACCGUACGCUCUUUAUAUUAUAACUAUACGAUCGUGUACAGUAGUUAGCGUGCUGGUUGUUUUGUAAGAUUUGUUUGUUUUCUUUUUCUGUACAAUAAAAUAUUGCUUAAUGUC